UUGGGGGAAAACCCAAAACUAUUUUUAGACUGACGCUAUUUUUAAUGAACCGAAUCUUUAUAUAUAACAAACAAUGCUUACCGCUGCACUUCGGUGAAAAAUGUUCUCAAGACCACUACAACUUUUUAUUGCUAUUUGUUUAACGCUUUUAUUUUUCACAUCCAUGGUGGACAUAGUGCGUGCGAUUACAGAAAUGAAUAUCAUUGCUGUGAUAUCUUGUGCAUAUUUAAAACAGAUAGGAUUUUGUUAUUUCAGAAGUAAACAAAAUAUGUUUUUACUGCUAUCAUGUUUAUUUUGCUGCUGGUAUAUUUUAGUAUUAUGGUUUGCUUUGAGUUCGAAAGAUACCCAAAUAAUAAAUCGGUAUAAUAGCAUAAAGUCAUGGAAUACGCAUGAUACUGCUUUGAGUAAAAGACUGCAACAGAACAAGAACAGUGACUAUCAUCAUCUUUUUUCGUUAAGUCGUAUUUCAAGGCAAAAGUGUUGGGUUCUCCCUUCGUCUCUAGAAAGGUACCUUAAAGAGUUGGAAAUUAGUAGAAGAAAUUCCAGAUUGAUGAUGUAUGAAUGGGCAAGGUAUGAAACAUUCAAAACAUUUCCGUUCGAUUCACCCGUAAUGCCAAUACGUUUAGCGUCAAACGGAUUUUAUUACAACGGAUCAGGUGAUAGUGUCACGUGUUUCUCGUGUGGACUUGAGUACCGAGGAUGGAGGGAGGGUGAUUCUGUUGCAGAUAUACAUGCCAGACUCUCACCAGACUGUCACCUUAUCGUAGGAGCUGAUCAAAGAAACGUAGGAAUUCAUGCCAACGAAGUUCAAGGUGCUACAGGAGGCGGAAGUAUUGUAACUGAUGGCAGUUUCCAAAGUGGAGAGGUCUACGUACAGAGGCAAAGUCGGCAGUCUGAAGCAAGCGGCGGUACAACUACGUCUACACAGCCACGACACAAGUACCCCGAUCAUGAAAACUAUCACCAUAGAAUGGACUCAUUCACUGGGUGGCCUUGUAGUGAUAUAAUAGACCCAGAAGUUCUUGUUUCUGCUGGUUUCUUUUACGCAGGUUUCAGUGACUGUGUAAGAUGCUUUUCUUGUGGAGGAGGGUUACGUAACUGGGAAUAUGGUGAUGGCCCGUGGGAAGAACAUGCAAGAUGGUUCCCAGGAUGUACGUUUCUAAGGGAACAGAAAGGAUCUGAUUUCAUUAGACAACACAGGAAAGUACCGGCCGACCCUGAUGAUGAGCAAGACACAUCCUCGACUGCCAUCGUAUCUGGAGAGCAAGCGUUGAACACAGUUAAAGGAAACAGACGGUCUGAAAAUCAAAGCCAUCACGAAGAUGCACCCUCUGCAAAAACAAGCAAUGAUAGCAGCAAAAGGAAAACAGAAUCUCUUUCUUCAGAAAAAGGCAUGUCAAUCAGAUCCAUAGAACAAAUACUUCUCCCGAUGGGCUUUUCUCAGGCAGAUAUUAGAACUAGUCUUGAAAGAACUGGCAAAGACGAUGUAAGAGAAUCAACUAUAACAAGACUACUAGAUGACCUACUCGAACAUUCACAAGCACAAGACAAGGAACAAGUAAAAGAACAUACAGACAAGACCAUGUCAACAAUUGCUCAGGAGCCUGUCGGAAACUUAACGGCUCUGACGGCAAACCAUUCUCCGAGUGAACUAGAUCCAAAGGUUCUACAAGAAGAAAAUUCAAGGUUGAUCGAUCAGCUUACCUGUAAAAUCUGCAUGGAUAAAGAGUCUAAUGUAGUAUUCAUCCCAUGCGGUCACAUGGUUUCCUGUGAAACAUGCGCACCACACAUACGGAAGUGUGCUAUCUGCAGGCAACUGAUAAAGGGUCGCGUUAAAGCUUUUAUGUCUUAACCGAAGAGAAAUGGAGCAGGCUUUAACCGAAGAAAUGUCGUUAAUGUAAAAAAAGUAAAUGAUAUUCAGAGAUGUAAUU
Mercenaria mercenaria is the source of this 1931-nucleotide messenger RNA. RefSeq names its product baculoviral IAP repeat-containing protein 7-A-like. Lineage: Eukaryota; Metazoa; Mollusca; Bivalvia; Venerida; Veneridae. Gene Ontology annotation, molecular function: ubiquitin protein ligase activity; cysteine-type endopeptidase inhibitor activity involved in apoptotic process. The record is from RefSeq and is a predicted model, not a curated record. The transcript has 5 exons. Bases 101 to 1852 code for a protein of 583 amino acids. Gene Ontology annotation, cellular component: spindle microtubule; nucleus; cytoplasm. Gene Ontology annotation, biological process: positive regulation of protein ubiquitination; negative regulation of apoptotic process; regulation of cell cycle.